AUGGCCUCGCUCGAAGCAAAGCUCCAGGCAGCAACCUCGACCUACACCAAGCUCGAGAACGACUACGCUCGCGCUGUCGAGUCUCGCCAGCGCCUCGACGCCCAAAAGACCGAGAACGAGGGCGUCAAAAAGGAGCUCGCCAACCUCACCGACAGCAACUCGGUCUUCAAGCUUGUCGGCCCCAUCCUCAUGAAGCAGGACCAGUCCGAGGCCCGCCACAACGUCGACAAGCGCCUCGAGUGGAUCGCCGGCGAGAUCACCCGGGUCGAGGCGAGCCUCAAGGACCUCGAGACAAAGGUCGAGAGCAAGCGCAUGGAGAUCGUUCACCUACAAGGCCAGUUCCAGCAGCAGCAGCAAGCCUCGGGCGCAGCGCCCAUCGCCGCCUGA
Rhodotorula graminis WP1 is the source of this 387-nucleotide messenger RNA. RefSeq lists its product as uncharacterized. The record is from RefSeq and is a predicted model, not a curated record. NCBI's taxonomy places the organism in Eukaryota, Fungi, Basidiomycota, Microbotryomycetes, Sporidiobolales, Sporidiobolaceae. Bases 1 to 387 code for a protein of 128 amino acids. Gene Ontology annotation, biological process: protein folding; chaperone-mediated protein complex assembly. The transcript is spliced from 5 exons. Gene Ontology annotation, cellular component: prefoldin complex; cytoplasm. Gene Ontology annotation, molecular function: protein-folding chaperone binding.